GUCCGGGCCCUGGUACCACAAGGAGAAGCCUUCACAGCCGCCACCCCCCACCUGCUACCCGCCGAAGGGACCGAGGCGAGGUUACAUAGACCUUUCCAAAAUGAUUUCCCCAAGUGAAUAUGGAUCUCAUUCCUGGGAACUCUUGGUGACAGUUGAUCAUCAGCAUGAAGAGGUACAAAAGGAAUUUUUACUACAGGUCACAGGAGACCUUCAUAUUGGAGGAGUGAUGCUGAAAUUAGUAGAACAAAUCAAAAUACCACAAGAUUGGUCAGACUAUGCUCUUUGGUGGGAGCAAAAAAAAUGUUGGCUUCUGAAAACCCACUGGACACUCGAUAAAUGUGGGGUGCAGGCAGAUGCUAAGCUGAUCUUUACUACUCAGCACAAAAUGCUGCGGCUUCGCUUGCCAAACAUGAGGACUGUGAGACUGAAAGUCAGCUUCUCUUCUGUGGUUUUCAAAGCUGUCAGUGACAUCUGCAAAAUUCUCAAUAUCAGAAGGUCAGAAGAACUGUCUUUACUAAAGCAGUCAGAAGAUGUACUGAAAAAGAAAAAGAAAAAAGACAAGAACAGCAAAGAACCAGCUACAGAAGAUAUUUUAAACCUGUGUGACUCUCCAGUGAGUUCUGCAUCAUCAGGAAGUCCAAGCUUAUAUAGUAAAACCAUGACAACACCCCUUUAUGACCCCACCAGUGGGACACCAGCUUCUACAAUUACUUGGCUCAGUGACAGUCCCUUGACUGAGCAGAACUGCAGCAUCCUUGCUUUCAGUUAUCCCAACUGCUCUCCAGAAACAUUAGCAGAGAUGUACCAGCCUCGGACUUUAGCUGACAAAGCCAAGCUCAAUUCAGGCUGGCUAGAUUCAUCUCGAUCACUUAUGGAACAAGGCAUUCUGGAGGAAGAUCAACUUCUUCUACGCUUUAAAUAUUACACUUUCUUUGAUUUGAAUCCAAAAUAUGAUGCAGUGCGAAUAAACCUAAUAUACGAACAGGCCCGCUGGGCCAUCCUGUUGGAAGAGAUUGACUGCACAGAGGAGGAAAUGCUGAUCUUCGCUGCGCUGCAGUAUCACGUAAGCAAGUUAUCAUUAUCAUCAGAGGCACAAGAUUUCACCCAUGAAUCAGAAGUAGAUGAAGUAGAAGCUGCACUUUCUAAUCUGGAAGUGACACUGGAAGGUGGAAACACAAAUAACAUUUUGGAGGACAUCACAGACAUCCCGAAACUUGCUGAUAAUCUCAGGCUAGUUAGGCCCAGGAAGCUGUCUCUUAAAGCUAUCAAGCAAUAUUGGUUUGUCUUUAAAGACACUUCAGUCUCCUAUUUUAAAAACAAGGAAUCCUCACAGGGAGAACCUAUUGAGAAACUAAACUUAAAAGGAUGUGAAGUUGUACCAGAUGUAAAUGUUGCAGCCAAGAAGUUUGGAAUCAAAUUAUUAAUUCCUGUUGCUGAUGGCAUGAAUGAAGUAUACUUAAGAUGUGAAAACGAGACUCAAUAUGCUCAAUGGAUGGCUGCUUGUGUUUUAGCCUCAAAAGGCAGAACGAUGGCCGAUAGUUCUUACCGGCCAGAAGUUCACAAGAUCCUUUCAUUUCUAAAGAUGAAGAACUGGACCAUGUCUUCCCAGGCCGUCUCUGAUCCAGAAAGCCUAGACAUGAAAACAGAAUGCUUUAUCUCACCACGGUAUACCAAAAAAUACAAGUCUAAGCAGUUGGCUGCUCGUAUUCUGGAAGCCCACCAGAAUGUCUCCCAGAUGCCCUCAGUGGAGGCCAAGCUGCGUUUUAUUCAAGCAUGGCAGUCCCUUCCCGAGUUUGGCUUAUCCUACUACAUUGUAAGGUGAAUGUGGAAGAGUAGCCAGCACACCAAGGUUCCUGUUGUGUUCACAGCAGUUUCCCUGGACACUACCCACAAUACAGGCAGGGUUCUGACCUGCAUUCUUUUCUCCUGACAAAGCACCAAACACUUGAAAAAUUUUUGAUCCUGAGGCAACCACACUUGGAUUCACCUUCCUUAAUUUGCACUUAAUACCUCUUCUUAACCAUGCUACUUAGGAAUCACCUGUGGUAUAAACUGCACCAUCUGGGAACCAUUCUCUGGCACAGAGACCAGGGAACAGCCCAUAUCUGUACUGUUAAACUCUCUGACUUGCCAAACACCAGCAGCCUCGUGAGAACUGCCAGAUCAUGGAGGUCCUUGGAUGUUCCAGCUCCUGAGACAUACCUGGGAGUCAUUUGAGAGACUGCUGCUUGAUUCCAGACAGAACUCUGCCUGGGACGCUUCAAGCAAUUGAACAGAAGUUCACUUCCUGGGAAUGUUUCCUGUCACUAUUUAAUUUACUAACACAGAUCUAGAUGUUUUGCCCCCUCUGUCAGCCCUAAUUCUGUUAAAUAAACCCAAAACCUAAACUGCAUUUUGUAGCGUGGGCAAAACAUCUUGUGGUGUAUUUCCACAAACUGAUGGACUUUACGUAAGGCACUAAUUGUAGUUCAGGUAACCUUCUUUCUGUAAGAGCCAGCUUCAUUUAAGGAGAGAUGGUUCAAAAGCAGGAUUAAAAAUACUGAAAAUAUUAACAGCAGACAGAUAAGAUUUCUUCCAGCUCUCAUUAUAACAGUAGCUUCUCUACCAAAGUCAUCUUUUCCUAGCUAUUUCCCACUCAGAAAUUUCUGUCUCCCAAAGGUUCUGAUACUUUUGUAUUUAUUUUUUAUCUCUAAUCAGAAGAAAGUUGAAAUGUUAAAAAUGGCUCAGUAUUUAUGCA
This is a messenger RNA of Calypte anna (Anna's hummingbird), 2737 nucleotides long. It is a transcript of the gene FERMT1, whose product is annotated as fermitin family member 1. Gene Ontology annotation, biological process: integrin-mediated signaling pathway; cell-matrix adhesion. Gene Ontology annotation, molecular function: integrin binding. The record is from RefSeq and is a predicted model, not a curated record. The transcript is spliced from 14 exons. NCBI's taxonomy places the organism in Eukaryota, Metazoa, Chordata, Aves, Apodiformes, Trochilidae. Gene Ontology annotation, cellular component: cytoskeleton; focal adhesion. The coding region runs from base 101 to 1822 and encodes 573 amino acids.